This is a messenger RNA of Priceomyces carsonii, 750 nucleotides long. RefSeq lists its product as uncharacterized. NCBI's taxonomy places the organism in Eukaryota, Fungi, Ascomycota, Pichiomycetes, Serinales, Debaryomycetaceae. Bases 1 to 750 code for a protein of 249 amino acids. The record is from RefSeq and is a predicted model, not a curated record. The transcript has a single exon.
AUGAGAUUAACCUUUAAAAGUCCAUUUGGAGGAUUAUUCAAGUAUAAAUUCGGGAAGUUUAAUUACCCUCUUGAACAAGAUAUCCGUAAAAAAUUGGACUCAUUAUCAACAGUUAGCAAAAUAUAUACCAAUCCCGAUGGAUCUCCCAGAGUACCCACUGAUGAGGAAUUUAAAACGUUGGCUGAAUUGCAAAAUUUGUACUAUAAGAGGAAUCAUUCAGAUUGGAACUUUUUACUCCCUGGUAUUCCCAAAGAUCAAUUACAACUAUUCAAAGAUAAUUCUCAAGACUUAAAAAACUUUCAGUUUGUUACCAAAGAUGCUGGUAAAAUUAUUGAUAAGAUUCCUUACAAGGAUGAAGCCACUGGUCAAUUAAAAUGGAGAGUGAUUCGUGAAACCGAAAAAGCUGAAGGUUGGGAAUUUCCCUAUUUUUACUUGGUUUUACCAAUUUUUGCGUACAUAGCUUAUUCUAAAUACACUGCUCAAAUGAAGAAAAGGCUGUUGGAAGGUCCAGAGUGGGCUGAAAAAGAGUUGAGAUUGAGGGCCAUGGAAGAUUACUUCCAUGGCGAUACUGAAAAGGCUAAGGAAUUUUUGAGCAAUGAGGGUAAAUCUCAAAAGGACAUAAGAGAUAGAGAUGACUUAGUCGUUGCUAGAAUCUUAGGUGGUGAUUAUGAUAAAUUGGCUCAAUUGAAAAAGAAAUUACCUAAGGAUUUGAUUCCUAAGGAAGAGCCUGCUGCGCAUAUUGGAAUUUGA